CUAUCUAAAAAUCGACCCAAGUGACCUAUUUUUAGCGUAGCUUCAUCUAUCAACCAAACAAUUAUCUCCACACAAUCUCAUGAUUUGAUUAACUAAUAAUACGAAAUCAAGCCACUAAUAAAUUUGAAGGAAUUAGGCUAGUGAUAAUAUGAAACGAGAACAUCCAUCACACUUCAUAUUUGAAUUUUGUGCCCAACAAAGUAAGAUUUUCGGUACUAAAACAAAAUUAAACUGAAAAGACACAAGCAUUCAAAAACCAUUUUGGAAAGGUUUUUAGUACAAAACACCUCUCCGUGCUAAAAUUCUGAAACCUAUAGCUUGAUAUGCUAACACCGCCCAAAGCUUCGAGUUUUGUCAAACAAACACAUUUAAGUAGGCGGCAGAACAGUUCAAACAUAUCAAAUCCUCAUUAAUUCAUCAAUUAAAUCGACAGGGUAGUACUGAUAACUGAACAAGUGAUUUAGAGCCCAGUCUCUGAGUUUCUUUUGAGAGUGCGAGGAAGAAGAGCCACAUAUGCACACAAUUACACUGAUUGAAUAUAUAAAAAUAAAAAUCAUAAUCAACGACUCUCAAUUGCUUUAGUCCACCUGCCGGCAGCUGCCUCCAUUCAAUGCUUAAUGCUCUGCAUAGCUGGAACUACCAGCGUACAACUACGUAGUAUCAUAUCAUUCGACUACUACCACCCCACACUAUAAAUAGCGGCCCAUUCCCCCCUACUCUGCUAUCUACAACUCGAGCAAAUUAAAUCAUCAAAUAGUACAUUUGAGUGAUCAAAUUUCGUGUCGAAAUGGGGAAGCUAAUGACUUCCAAGUAUGUUGGAGCCGUCCUUGUUGUGAUGCUGGCAUUGGGUCUCGGUCUAGCGCAAUGCCGUAGGCUGGAAGAAGAAGAAGAGAUUGAAACGAUUGGCGGCGGAACUGGCGGUGGCGUUGGUGGUGGUGGAGGUUUCGGUGGAGGCAAAGGUGGAGGAGUUGGAGUUGGUGCUGGUGGUGGCGCUGGAGGUGGUGCAGGGUUUGGAGGAGGAAAAGGCGGAGGAAUUGGGGGCGGCGGUGGUGCUGGUGGUGGAUUUGGGGGCGGUAAAGGAGGUGGCGGAGGAGUUGGCGGCGGUGAGGGGGGAGGAUUCGGUGGCGGAAAGGGUGGUGGUAUUGGGGGAGGUAACGGCGGCGGGAUAGGAGGAGGUGCCGGUGGUGGCUUUGGAGGAGGUGCCGGUGGCGGCAUUGGGGGAGGCAAAGGUGGAGGAGUAGGAGGCGGUGCAGGUGGAGGCUCUGGAGGUGGAAUUGGUGGCGGCAAUGGAGGUGGUCAUGAAGGCGGAGGUGGAAUUGGUGGCGGGAAAGGUGGUGGAGUUGGCGGCGGUGAAGGCGGUGGCAUUGGUGGUGGCGCCGGAGGCGGCAAAGGUGGGGGCGUUGGUGGCGGUGGCGGGUUCGGAGGUGGUGGAGGUGCCGGAGGCGGUGCUGGUGGUGGAGCGGGAGCUGGCGGUGGCUUUGGAGGAGGAGCGGGAGGGGGAGCCGGAGGUGGUGGAGGAUUCGGAGGAGGAGCUGGCGGUGGUGGAGGAUUCGGCGGCGGCCAUGGUGGCGGAGGGAUCGGGGAAGGUUUUUAAGUAGAUUGACCGUUCAAACGAGCUAUGUAUGUACUAUGUAGUACUCCGGAAUAUGCAUGGGAGUUCAAGCUAGUGAGCUAGCUAUACUUGUUACCAAAUGAAUCCCAUUAAAUAAAAUGCAGAAGUAUUUAUCAAUUAACUUGGAGAUAUUUGUUGAAUUCGAAAAAUGAAGAUUUUGUUACAUAUCAAAUCCAUGAUUGAAAUCCAAUAAACAAUCAUUACAAUU
Linum trigynum is the source of this 1820-nucleotide messenger RNA. The record is from the annotation of a GenBank genome assembly. NCBI's taxonomy places the organism in Eukaryota, Viridiplantae, Streptophyta, Magnoliopsida, Malpighiales, Linaceae.